This is a messenger RNA of Malaclemys terrapin pileata, 4285 nucleotides long. RefSeq names its product choline dehydrogenase (gene CHDH). Gene Ontology annotation, cellular component: mitochondrial inner membrane. The record is from RefSeq and is a predicted model, not a curated record. The transcript is spliced from 9 exons. NCBI's taxonomy places the organism in Eukaryota, Metazoa, Chordata, Testudines, Emydidae. The coding region runs from base 227 to 2068 and encodes 613 amino acids. Gene Ontology annotation, molecular function: flavin adenine dinucleotide binding; choline dehydrogenase activity.
GUGGGGCCGUGGCCGGUGGCGCUGAGGAGCCGGGCUCGCUGCCCCGGAUUUCCAACAAUGAUUAUCCCUUGUUUAAGAAACUUGCAGUUGCAGUAUCUAAAAGAAAACCGGUCUAGUUUCAAUACAGCAAGCAAAACAAACAAACAAAAACAUGAAAUGACAAGAUAUUUGAUACUGCAUUGUAUGGGACAAGAAGUCCUUAAAAGGAGAAGACAUAUAGAAAAGGAUGUCUCAUUUAAUCAAAGGAGUUAAAAAAUGUUAUGGUCUUUCUGUCAGUCAAAUGCACAAAGUAACAGGAUUUCCAUUUAAAACACCCACACUCAAAAGCUUACUAGCCUAUCGUGGGCAACAAUUAAAAACUUCACGUACAUUCUCUAAACUUAGUUCUGAAAAUGCAGACUCUUAUAGUUACAUCAUAGUUGGAGCUGGAUCAGCAGGGUGUGUAUUAGGCAGCCGAUUGACUGAAGACCCCCUUAGUACUGUUUUACUUUUGGAAGCAGGCCCUAAAGACACCCUUCUAGAUAGUAAAAGAUUAAUGUGGAAGAUUCAUAUGCCUGCUGCAUUAACCUAUAAUCUUUGUGAUGAAAAAUAUAAUUGGAAUUACCACACAACACCACAAAAGCACAUGGAUAAUCGAAUUAUGUACUGGCCCAGAGGUAGAGUGUGGGGUGGCUCCUCAUCUCUCAAUGCUAUGGUGUACAUUCGGGGGCACGCAGAAGACUACAAUCGAUGGCAUAGAGAAGGUGCUGUGGGAUGGAACUAUGAAUUUUGCUUGCCUUAUUUUAAGAAGGCACAGACUCAUGAGCUGGGUCCUAACCUGUACAGAGGUGGGAAUGGACCAUUGCAUGUGUCAAGAGGAAAGACGAACCAUCCUCUUCAUCAUGCAUUCCUGGACGCAGCCCAGCAGGCUGGCUAUUCUUUCACAGAUGAUAUGAAUGGUUACCAACAAGAAGGAUUUGGCUGGAUGGAUAUGACUAUACACAGAGGUCAAAGAUGGAGCACAGCUAGUGCUUACCUUCACCCUGCCAUAACACGCCCAAACUUGUCCACAGAAGCUAGAACACUUGUAACGAAAAUUUUGUUUCAAGGGACAAAAGCCAUAGGGGUUGAGUAUGUCAAGAAUGGGCAAAGGAAAAAGGCGCUUGCCAGUGAGGAAGUGAUUUUAAGUGGAGGUGCCAUAAAUUCCCCACAGCUACUUAUGUUGUCUGGGGUUGGAAAUGCAGAUGACCUCAAAAAAUUAGGGAUCCCUGUUGUUUGUCACCUUCCUGGAGUAGGCCAGAAUCUUCAAGAUCAUUUAGAAGUGUACAUACAGCAGAAGUGCACCAAACCUAUUACUCUCUACAAAGCACAAAAGCCUGUUAACAUGGCAAAGAUUGGUUUAGAAUGGCUUUGGAAAUGUACAGGAGAUGGAGCUACUGCCCACUUAGAGUCUGGUGGGUUUAUUAGAAGUCGGCCAGAUGUUCCUCAUCCAGACAUUCAGUUCCAUUUUCUUCCUUCUCAGGUGAUUGAUCAUGGACGUGUUGCUUCCCAGCUGGAAGCUUACCAGGUUCAUGUUGGACCCAUGAGGAGCAAAAGUGUGGGCUGGCUAAAGUUGAAAAGUAAAGAUCCAAGGGACCAUCCUGUGAUUGAACCAAACUACUUAUCAAUGGAAACAGAUGUGUGGGAAUUUCGUCAGUGUGUCAAGUUAUCCAGAGAAAUUUUUGCUCAGAAAGCUUUUGAAAAAUUCCGUGGUCCUGAAAUUCAGCCAGGAAGUCAUGUACAGUCUGACAAAGAAAUAGAUGCUUUCAUAAGACAGAAGGCUGAUAGUGCUUAUCAUCCUUCUUGUACCUGUAAAAUGGGGCAGCCGUCUGAUACCACUGCUGUGGUUGAUCCUCAGACCAAAGUAAUUGGGGUUGAAAACCUGAGAGUCGUAGAUGCCUCAAUAAUGCCCAGUGUGGUCAGUGGGAAUUUGAAUGCCCCCACCAUCAUGAUAGCAGAAAAAGCUGCUGAUAUGAUCAAGGGGUUCCCAUCACUCAGUGAGAAAAAUGUUCCUGUAUAUAAACCUCAAACCUUGGAAACACAGCGAUGAACAAAAUGCCCACGCUUAUUUUCCAGGUGAGUUUUUGCCCACAUAUGGAAAUCUUACAUUGGACUUUGCCAAGAGAAUAAAUGUAUUGCUACAAAAAAUUACAGGUAGGUAUUAAUUCACUACCUCUCUGAUAUUAAGAAGGUUGUAGCAGUCAUUUAAAAAAUAUCAAGUUGUUUGCAGUAACUGUCCAUAUUAGUCAAGCAUUUGGGUGAUACCAAUUUUUGUAAUGUAGUUUGAAGUUUAUGCUGAAGAGGGUCAGUUCUGCCUUACAAAAAGAAAAGGCAAUCAUGUGAGCCGUCAAGGAGUUCAAGACCUGUAUGGCUGAGCGUGGGAUGGUAGAAGUGGAUGUUUGCUGCUUUGUAUAGAACAGUAAGACACUUAAAACUGCUUCUGUGCUUGGGCUUACAGAUGUUGUCAGAGGCCUCAAUGGAGCCACAAUCCUAGCAAGUGAUGUAAGGGUUGCCUUUUAUGUUGAAUCUCACUUAGUAUUCUUCGUAUGCAUGAUUGUCCUUGACAAUAGUUAAUAAGCAAGAUCCCCAUCCUGAAGAAUACUUAACUUUCUGGACUGUGUGUAAAGUGAAACAUCUAUGAAAGUAUUUGCAGGAUCAGGGCCCAAAAUAGUGAACACUCACAUUAAUGCAGAGAAAGGAAUUCCUAACAUUACAUAAUUUCUUUUCUAUAUAAUCUUGCAGAGGCAAUACACAGUUUACAACAUCAUCAAGAGUUUUACUCAUGUUGAGUAGUUCUUGAUUUUAGUGGUCUGUUUAUGGAGUAAGGUACUACUCAGCAUAAGCAACAGUAUAUCUGUCAGGCCCCAGGUAAUUUCAACAUAGCUAUCAAUGUCAACUUCAUUUAUUGGUGCUUGCGUAAUCAUUUAUAGUAACGUGGGUAAUGUAUUGUGGAGGUACUGAUCACAGCUCCAUUGUUAAGGUUGAGUUGAGUUUUAAACUUAAAUGCAUACAUAUAGUAUUCGGGUAAUGGUAUAAUCAAAUUAAAAAGAUAUCCAUAUUUGAUAUACAGUGUGCCUUAAUAGCCUCUAUAAAAACAGAAACAGCAAUUAUUUAAAAUCUCUAUAAUGGUAAACUCUCCAUGUUCUUUGUAUUUAACUUAAUAAAAUUCAGUUAAUAACUUAAUUUGUUUUAGGUGUGUAAUGCAAAAUGGAAACUUGCCUUGUGUCACUAUUGUAUGUUUAAGGGGGCCAUGGAAGGUGAUUGUACAGCUGUAAACAGGGCCGGCUCCAGUGUUUUUGCCGCCCCAAGUAACGGAAAAAAAAAAAAAGCCGCGAUCGGCGGCAGCUCUACCGCCGCCGCUUCAUUCUUCGGCGGCAAUUUGGCGGCAGGUGCUUCUCUCUGAGAGGGACGGAGGGACCCGCCGCCGAAUUGCCACCGAAGACCUGGACAUGCCGCCCUUUGCGUUGGCCACCCCAAGCACCUGCUUGCUGCGCUGGUGCCUGGAGCCGGCCCUGGCUGUAAAGGAUGAAACCGACUUUAAGGCCUGGAUGUUACUAAAGUGUAAAUGUUGGUUUAUUUUUAAAAACAAAAUGACCUGCUGUCUAGAGAGAUCUUUUACCAUAUCAGAUAGAUGCUUGUCUGCCCCUGUUCAGUUAACUUGAACAUCUUGGCUCAUUUACUUUAAGAAGAAUAAAUACAUCUUGGCUCUACUACUUUGAUAAUGCUUGCCUAAUGGCCAGACUAUUCUGGAUGUUUGCUGAGAAAAAUCCUUUACAGAUAUCCAUCAAUGGCCCUUUCUUGAGUGUGUUCUAACAGCUUUCCUGAUAUCGUUACAGUUCACGGGAAGUACAGGCCCUGCAUCGUGAUGAGUUAUUGCAAGGUAAUAUGGAAAUCCCCAUAGAAUGGAAUAGUGAAUGGAGUAGAAACAGGAUGGAAAUCACAAUCUUUCUUUUCCCCACCACUAAUAGCAGAGGAGGGAGGGAAAUAAUCUUUAUUCUAGCCUGCCUCUGCACUCCUUACUCUUACAAAUUUGAAUGGGAAUUUUUGCCAUUCAGCCUCAGCCCGUCAUUCUUUUUGUUGUCCCACCUAAGUCAUCUGUUGAAUCUUGCUAGAGUUUGUACAUUUAAAAAAAAAAGUCAUUUAAAUCCUGUCUUAUACUUUGAUUUUUUUAAAAUCUGCAUGAUGUUUAAUGUAAACAAGGAAAUGUGCAUAAUCCUUGCACAAGCUGUCAUUACGACAAUUAAACUCCUGUGAAAAUUUUUGCUAU